AUGAGCUACAUCGAACCAAAAUCUGCCCAAGAAUUCGACUCUGCCAUCGAAUCUGCCCUCAAAAACGACCCAUACGUCGUCAUCUACUACACUGCCACUUGGUGUGGUCCAUGCAGAGCCAUCGCUCCAGUCUUUACCAAGAGCUCCCAAGAUAACACCAACGUCAAGUUCUUCAAGGUCGACAUUGACCUAACCCAAGAAUCACCCAGAGUUGCUACCAUCUCCUCUGUUCCAAAGUUUGAAUUCUACAAGAGUGGUUCCAAGGUUUCUGAAUUUGCUGGUGCCUCUGCUGCCAACCUCAAUAAGAGUGUUGCUGAUCUCCAAGCCUAA
Molecule: messenger RNA, 330 nt
Organism: Cavenderia fasciculata
Lineage: Eukaryota; Evosea; Eumycetozoa; Acytosteliales; Cavenderiaceae
Gene: trxC
Product: thioredoxin
Exons: 3
Coding region: 1-330 (109 amino acids)
Molecular function (GO): protein-disulfide reductase activity
Source: RefSeq, a predicted model, not a curated record